AAAACAUCGUUCUCUAGUUCUCACUUGACCCAGGAGCUUCAGGACGUUUGGAAGCAAAAUGCGUCGGUUAAUCUACAUAUUGAUAUGUCUAUUUAUCCCUUAUGUCGUGAUGGAUACAACUCCAUCAAGUAUAACUGUCGAAGAAGACUGUGGAAUGCCAACGAUCAACGUAAACACUGUAGUAAAUGUCAACUACCGAUAUGACUUGGACAGGGUGGCUCAUUUGGACACCAAGUUCCCUUCUGGGACCAUACUGAUAACGCGGUGCUAUGAUAUCGGUAAAUAUCAACUCAUUAAUGGAGGAGAAAGAGUCUGUACGGAUGGAAGUUGGACAGGGUUCCCAGCUACAUGUAAUUGGUUAGACAAUAGAAUUCGAUUUGUUAAAUAUGGAAAGUACAAAACGCUCCCACGUCAAGUUGCACCGAACAGUUCCUAUAUCAUGAAUAUUGAGGAGGGCGCAAAACUAAAAGUUGAAUGUGGAGUCAAAGAUGACGCUGAGCUUCGUUUUGAGCCUUUUACUGGUAGCACUCAACUACAGGUUCAUGGAGAUAGAAUAUUGAUUGGUUCAAAGAAGAUAUAUUAUGUAAUUGACUCACUUGAACAUUCUGGAAUCUACACCUGCUGGGAUAAAGACAACCAAGACGCCCCGCCUAUAAAAGUGGAGGUUCGGGUGGUUGAUCCUAUUUACUGCUCACCUCCACCGACUUCUAAUAUUGAACAUUUUAUUUAUUCAAAAAUCGCUGAUGGUAUCAAGUUUCCACUGAAUGCAGAGUUGACAUAUUUUUGCCCCCAACAAUACAGCCUGAUAGGUGAGACUAAGCUAAAAUGUCUUUAUGAUGGACUUUGGGAUUUUGAAUUUCCGCAUUGUAUGUCUUUGUCGUGUGAAAGUCCACCAUUGGACAUUGACCAUGGGAUUGUAAUAGGAAGUGGAAAUGCCAUGGAUACAGAAAUUGGAAUUUACUGUGAAACUGGUUUUCAUAUACCAGGCACGGAGGAAGGAAAGCUUAAAAGCGUAUGCACAGACGGAGAAUGGGUGCCAGCUUUACCUUCGGAUUGUAAAAAUACAACUAAAUGUGAAAAUGUGCCUGUAAACAUUGCAAAUGGCUUUAUUGUAAUGAAAGAUGACACAAAUGGAACAUCCGUGACAAUAAUCUGUAAUAAAGACGCCUUUGUCACAGGAACUAACGAUACCAGGACCACCAUUCGUUGCGUUGAUGGAAAAUGGGAUCAUCCAUUCCCAUCAUCAUGUAAAGAACCAACAUGUCCACCUCCUCCAUUAACAUUAUGGAAUGGUAUUGUCAGAAGGCAAGGCAAUACAUUAUUAUACAUUUGUGAUGACGGUUACUAUAUACCCACUACAUCAGACGUGGAACUCGUAGUAACAUGUGAAAAUGAAGAGUGGGAUAAAGACUUCCCAGUAGGGUGUGUUGAUUCUGAAGAAGGGUUACUAAAUUUGAAUUCAUUUUCUUCUUCCGAUGAUGAAAGCAACAAACCUGAUGAAAGCCCACAAUCUUCGGGAGAAACGGAGAUUAAAAUCGAGGAAAGUUCGUCCAGUUCUUCGUAGGAUAACUAAGGCGGAACCUAUUUGUAAUAGUACUGACCUGGAGAUGACUAUUUCCAUCAGUGAAUGGCUGAGACCAGCAGCAACAAAGCCCUCCAAUGUGGAGUUGACUGUAGACAUCGCAUUAGUAGGAGACUGUUACUGUCCUUCGGGCUCACUAAACACUGAGUUGUUGAUUUUCCUGCGCUAUACUAAAGGAAGCUUUUCGUUGCUUAAAUAAUCUUACAUUGGUGAACACACUACUACUUUGCAAAAUUGGCCAUAAAAUUAAUAACAAAUAAAUAGCCUCAUGAUGUCAGUCUCUGUUGCCCUAAUAUGAUGGAAUACAACAAUAUAAUUUUUUAGCUUUUAAUGUAAAAAAAUCACAAAAAAAAAAUCUCAUUGUUUUCUAACAGAAAUAUAAUUUGCUUUUAUAUUAGGGACUAUUUUCAUAAUAAAAAUUUAAUGGGAAAUUGUUUAGAGACUUUCAUAGUAAAAACUGUAUAAAUCUGACAAAACACCAUAAUUGUUUAAAAUUUUGUAUCCCAAUUGAAAUAAAUAUUAAAUAUGAUAAAAUUUUGAUCAAUUUGAAAAAUAAUAAAAUAUGAGUAGCAAAAGUUGUAAAAAAAACUACUAUCACAGAAAAACAACAGUAAUGGUUAAUUAAUUAAAUUACAAGUAUAAAAAUAGCUUUAACAACACAAAACUAGAAUCUUUAGCGGAUUUAUGCUGGAAUUAAUAUACGAAGUUAAACAUCGUAACAUGUUUUUGAUCAUAAAUUUUAAGUUCCUUUUGUCUGUAGAGACCAAGCUGGAGACUCACCUUAUUUCUUUUUAGUAUGAUAUUAUAUUAUUCAAUUCAAUAAAUAUCGCAACUAAUCUCAAAACUGCUACUUUUACUUUACAGAAUUGCAGGGUUGGCGUCAGUCGGGGAGGUUGCUUCGGGAGAGCUUCCCCUCCUCCUCCCCGCCCCGCCGGUGGAGAAAACCCACAAUGAGUCGGGGAGAAAUAAAAUUAUAUGUAUUUUUGACAUAUUAUUAGACUAUCUAUAAAAUUGAUUAAAUACAACUUUUAAACACCUAAAUUUUCAUAUUUUUCGGGUUCUUCGCCCUGGUCCACUUUCGAAACAUUUUGAGCGGCGCCCGACCACGCCCACUUUGCUCAUGUAGGGAAACUCGCCCCCAAUCCCAUCAAAGUUAACACGAAAAAAAUGUAAUAAUAGGUUCAUAAAACUAUUAUUCAAUAUAGUAAUUGAAAAAUUUAUAUAAAUCGGUUUAUUUCUUCAUAGUUAUUCAUAAUUCAUUAAUACAUUCAUAAUUAAAUAAUCAAUUGAAUUGAUUAUUAUAGUAAAUAUAAUUAUUUGUGUAAAGUAAUUAUAUUCAUUUUUUAAAUCUUGAAGUUAGCGCUUGCAAACAUAAGAAAUAACAAUAAUUACGCAGCUAAACGGUGAUCACAACUAAAUAGAGAACAUAGAUGCCAUAUUGUAUACGUCAUCAAAAAAUAGAGGGCAAAAUAAACAUGAGAUAAAAAAAAAUCAAACAUGAAA
Anneissia japonica is the source of this 3085-nucleotide messenger RNA. Its product is annotated as sushi, von Willebrand factor type A, EGF and pentraxin domain-containing protein 1-like. The record is from RefSeq and is a predicted model, not a curated record. NCBI's taxonomy places the organism in Eukaryota, Metazoa, Echinodermata, Crinoidea, Comatulida, Comatulidae. The coding region runs from base 59 to 1564 and encodes 501 amino acids. The transcript is spliced from 10 exons.